Messenger RNA from Varanus komodoensis (Komodo dragon), 12162 nucleotides. RefSeq names its product Dmx like 1 (gene DMXL1). Gene Ontology annotation, biological process: vacuolar acidification. Gene Ontology annotation, cellular component: RAVE complex. The transcript is spliced from 41 exons. The record is from RefSeq and is a predicted model, not a curated record. NCBI's taxonomy places the organism in Eukaryota, Metazoa, Chordata, Lepidosauria, Squamata, Varanidae. The coding region runs from base 1194 to 9665 and encodes 2823 amino acids. Gene Ontology annotation, molecular function: protein binding.
UUGGAUAGGUAUAUACGAGAAAAGAUAGUCUUGCAUAUAACUGGACUCCUAGCCAUUUAGGACUUUGAAUAUUAAUGCCAGCACUUGAAUUUGGGCCCAAAAAUGGACUCACAGCCAGUGCAGAUAGUAAAAUACUGGCCUAAUAAGUUUAUCAUAUUAGGCAGUUCCUGCUAGGAAUCACAGUGCCCUGUGUUGGACAGCUGUAGAUGCCAAACUAUUUUCAAAAGUAGCCUUACAUAUAACUGUUUCAGUCAUUCAGACAAGGGGUUCACUAAGCAAGCAAUCUUACAUCUGUGUAAAUAGUAGCCACAUGCAGCUCUUUGAGUUCAUUUUGUGCCUUACCACUGUGGGUGCCAACCUGGUAUCACUGCCUGUGAGCACCCACUUGCAGCUUUCAAACACCUUGACGUUUACCAUUUGUGGCUCUUCUGUUAAGCAGGUCUGGCCAUCCCUGUAAUAUAUUCAAGUGUGCCUGUUGUGAUCCAGUAUAACAUAUUAAGCAGUUGUGAAUGGGUAUGUUAACAGUCAGUGAGUUUCCAUGUUGGCCAAAGACUAGCUUGUUUUAAGAAAGGAAUCUUAAUACAAGGCAGUACAAUUUAACUGACUGAAGAGUUAGUGUGGUGGUUAGAGUGUUGGACUGAGGCUUGGGAAGGUCAUGUUCUAACCCACUCUUGGCUAUGAAGCUCACUGGGUGACUUUGGAUAAUUCACUCACUCUCAGCCAAUCCACCUCAUAGACUUGUUGUGAAGGUAAAGUACAGAGUUGGAGAACCUUAUAAGCUACUUUGAGUCCUUGCAAGAGGAAGAAAGGUGUAAUACAAGAAGAGAGGAAGAGAGAGGAAGAAAGAAAUGUAAUACAAUGGUGGUGCUGGUGAUGGUUAGAUAUGUAUUUUGGAAACCUAUAUGAAACGAACCACAACAAUGAAAGUGUGGUCUUUACAAAGCCAAAGUACACAAGCUUGGAAUUAUUUUAAUGGUACAGAGCUCUCUCAAGUUCCCUGGAAGAAGAAAUGAUUUAACAAAUAGGAUGAUUGUCUCGUAAAGGUGUGGUAUAACACUGAUAGUUGGAAAUCAGCAGUUGGAUCUCAAAUUGCAACACCUGAAACAACCUCACAGGAAGUGGGUUUCUCAUUUAUUUACUUAGUUCAUCCUCGAUCUGUGAAUGGGUUUUCAUGGCGAAAAACAAGCAACUACAUGCCACGCGGUGCUGUUUGUAAUGUACUGUUGACAUGCUGCAAAGAUAAUAUCUGCCGUCUCUGGGCUGAGACUUUGUUGCCCAAUGAUAGUUUGCUGUAUGGAGGUGGAUACAGCCAUUUGCCUGAACCAGUGAAGUUAACUAAUAACUUUAAAAGGAAUGCUUCAAGUAAAGAAAGCAUGAAAAAUGUUUUGGAGUUAAAUCUAAAGCCCUUUCGACGGGGAAGAAGAAGAUCAAUAGCACUUGCACAUACUGGAUACUUGCCACAUCAGCAAGAUCCUCAUGAAGUUCAUCGAAACACUCCACUGCAAUCAAAUGCACUAUGUCACUUUCAUAUUGCUGCCAGCAUCAAUCCAACCACAGACAUUCCUCUUCUCCCUUCCAUCAUGUCUCUGAGUCUCAAUGAAAAUGAAGAAAAAAGUGGGCCUUUUGUAGUACACUGGUUAAAUAAUAAAGAAUUGCAUUUUACCCUAUCAAUGGAAGUCUUUUUACAACAACUUAAAAAGAAUUUUGAGCAUAUUUCUUCAGAAACCAGCACUGAAGAAACUAAUCAGAUGGAUAUAAAAGCUGAUGAAGAAACGGAUGAUAAUAGAGAAGAUCAGAAAGGAUAUCAAGAACAGAGAGAACUUACUGAUGAAAAAGCAGUUCCAAAUCCAAGCUGUGUUCUCAUGUCUUCUUCUGUUAUUGAUCAUGAGAUUGAAGUACAGCUUUCUGAAUGGAAUAAAAAUGCAGACAUGUUGUUUAGUAUUCAUCCUAUGGAUGGGUCUUUGCUAGUAUGGCAUGUUGAUUGGCUAGAUGAAUACCAGCCAGGCAUGUUUCGCCAAGUACAGGUAUCAUUUGUUUCAAGGAUCCCUGUAGCCUUUCCUACUGGUGAUGCAAAUUCACUUUGCAGAAGUAUAGUGAUGUACGCUUGUACCAAGAAUGUUGAUCUUGCUCUUCAACAAGGCAAACAAAAAACAUCUAGCCUUGGUCAUUCAUCCUCUAUGUUAAUCUCUUCAGGCCAUAAUAAAUCAUCGAACAGCUUAAAAUUAAGCAUCUUUACUCCAAAUGUUAUGAUGAUUUCCAAACAUGCAGAUGGGUCUCUAAACCAAUGGCUAGUCAGUUUUGCCGAGGAAUCUGCUUUUUCAAUUGUGCUCAGUAUUUCCCACAAAUCACGAUACUGUGGACAUCGGUUCCAUCUUAAUGACUUGGCUUGUCAUUCAGUACUUCCAUUGCUACUGACAACCUCUCAUCAUAAUGCAAUACGGACACCGGUAGUGGAUAGCAGCAAAGAGGCAUCCUCAAAGCUUCACAAAGGCACUGCAAGUACAUCGCAAGAUCUCAAUACUGUUUACAGUGAACUUAUCCUCUGGAGAGUUGAUCCGGUUGGGCCACUGUCUUUUUCUGGUGGAGUUUCUGAACUUGCACGAAUAAAUUCUCUUCAUGUAUCGGCUUUUUCAAAUGUGGCAUGGCUCCCUACCCUUAUACCUAGUUUCUGUUUAGGUGCAUAUUGUAACUCACCAAGUGCUUGCUUUGUUGCAAGUGACGGCCAGCAUUUGAGACUGUAUCAAGCUAUAACAGAUGCCAAAAAGCUUCUCGGUGAACUAUCAAAUCCAGGAAUUUCUAAAUACGUUGGGGAAGUUUUCAACAUUAUAAGUCAACAAUCUACAGCUAGACCAGGAUGCAUUGUAGAGUUGGAUUCCAUUACAGAACUGCAUGGUGGGAAAAUGCAGUUACUUCAUGUUUUUCAAGAAGAAUUCAUUUUGAAUAAUCCUGAGAAUAGACUAUCUGAAAAAAAGACUUUGUUACCUGACUCUGGAUAUCAGAAAAAUGGAUAUUCUGAAAAAUUCUAUUUAAUUGUAAUCGAAUAUAUUCAAAACUGCUCAUUAUUACAUAUGUGGAAAUUACAUUUGAAGUCCAUGCCCGUCUCAGUGGAUGAAAACAUUGAUUUGAAGGCAUCAGAAGCAGCAUCACAAGAAGAGCUUUAUUCUUCUCCAGAUCAAGAGAAACGCCAGUGUUCUUUUACAAAGAAAUAUCAAGCAUGCAGAGAGAACCUUCAAAGUACCAGCCAACUUUCUCUUUCUUCUGAAAUUGUCUAUAGUCAAGAAAUGAAUUUACCAGAAGGAGUGGCGAUAAUAAGCAUUAAGCCAUCAGCAGGUCAUUUGAGUUCUUCUUCCAUUUAUCCAGUAUGCCAUGCUCCUUAUCUUCUUGCAACUUUAUGUUCAGAUGGUAAGGUUAGGUUUUGGAGGUGUAGAAUGGCACUGGAGCCAGAUGUGGCUUCUGUACCAGAGGGCACUACAAACGGCGGUAUGUAUAUAUGGGAAGAAUGGCCAUUACUUAUAGAAGAUGGACUUCUCACUAGUAGUGCUCUUAAUGUGCCGGGCAUGCCUCUUGAAAUUAGCUGUGCACAUACAAAUCGUUUAGCUGUGGCAUACAAGCGAGCACCAUCCAAAAGCUGCAAUCCUUCUCAAGACUUUUUGGUGAAUGUUGGCAUUUUUGAAUGUGAAUCUACGGGCGGCUCUUGUUGGAUCUUGGAACAAACACUUCAUUUAGACGAACUAAACCUAACAUUGGACUCUUUGCUUGUUGACAGCAGUUUGGCAGUAGAUGGGAAUGAGAGUUUAACAUUAAGAAUAAAGCAUUUGGUUCACUUAGACUGGAUGUCUAGGGAAGAUGGCUCACAUAUCUUAACAGUAGGUAUUGGGUCAAAGCUUUAUAUGUUUGGUCAGCUUGCUGGGAAAGUGCAAGAACAAAGUGGUAAGGAGAUGUUUGUACUGCCAGUGUGGGAAAAUGCUAAAAUUUCAUGUACAUCUAGAUUUAUAUUGUUACGAUGUGUAGAUUUAGUUUCAUCAGUGGAAGGCUCACCCCCUUUGCCUAUCUCCUUAUCCUGGGUUCGUGAUGGCAUCCUCGUUGUUGGGAUGGACUGUGAAAUGCAUGUUUAUUCUCAGUGGCAGCCCCUUUCAAAGCAAGAGCCCAUUGCUGUAGACUCCUGCAGUGGGAGUACACCAUCCAUAAUAAGCUUAAUGAAACACAGCCAGUCAUCUGGUGCUCAUCCUCCAAAGCGAACAUUAACCAGAUCCAUGACAAGUCUUGCUCAGAAACUUAGUGGGAAACGAACUGCAUUUGAUCUAUCACUGGAGAUGGAAGAUUCGGGUCUCUUUGAAGCAGCUCAUUCCUUAUGUCCUACUUUACCACAGUACCAUCCUCUGCAACUUCUGGAACUAAUGGAUCUAGGAAAAGUGCGUAGAGCAAAAGCCAUUCUGUCUCACCUUGUUAAAUGCAUAGCCGGAGAGGUUAUUGCUAUAAAUGAACCUGACCAUGAAAAGCGGUACCGAUCUCUCUCAAUCUGUGCUAGUGGGAGCAGUACACGAGACCCUAUGACAUUCAGCAGAUGCACAAUCGCAGACUAUACAGAAAUAGACUCUGUUCCACCACUUCCUUUAUACGCACUCCUUGCUGCAGAUGAGGAAUGUUCAUAUGCUUGUACAGAAAAGUCCAAUAACCAAAGAAACCUUAAGAAAUGUGAUGUAACCGAUGAAAAUUAUGAGGACCUUUUUCAGAAUUCCACCCUACCUUCAGAUGAUCUGACUAUGUUUGAAGUAGAUGAAGAAGAUAAAAAGCCAAAAGUUAUUGAUCUGUCUCAGUACAGCCCGACGUAUUUUGGACCGGAGCAUGCCCAAGUUCUCUCUCAUCACUUGCUUCACUCUAGCUUGCCAGGUCUUACCAGGAUGGAGCAGAUGUCAUUGAUGGCCUUAGUUGAUACAAUUGCCAUUACCAGCACUGAUAUAGGAGAAAGCAGAGACAGAAGCAAGGGAGGAGAAACACUUGAUGAAUGUGGUUUAAAAUUUCUUCUGGCUGUACGCCUUCACACAUUCAUGACGACUGCACUGCCACCUGCUCAGAAAGCACAGCUACUUCAUCAAGGUUUGUCUUCUAGUCAUUUUGCCUGGGCAUUUCAUUCAGUAGCUGAGGAACAACUGUUAAGCAUGCUUCCUGCAAUGCAAAAAGCUGAUCCAACAUGGUCAGAACUCAGAGCAAUGGGUGUAGGAUGGUGGGUUCGAAACACCCAUAGCUUACGCAGGUGCAUUGAAAAGGUCGCUAAAGCCGCUUUUCAAAGAAACAACGACCCAUUAGAUGCAGCAAUUUUUUACCUUGCAAUGAAAAAGAAGGCUGUGAUUUGGGGAUUAUACAGGUCCCUUAACAAUACUAAGAUGACAGAGUUCUUUGGACACAAUUUUACUGAAGACAGGUGGCGCAAAGCAGCACUGAAGAAUGCCUUUUCUUUACUAGGCAAACAGCGUUUUGAACAUUCUGCAGCAUUUUUCUUGUUGGCUGGUCACCUAAAGGAUGCAGUUGAGGUGUGCCUAGAAAAACUAAACGAUAUUCAGCUGGCUCUUGUAAUAGCAAGACUUUAUGAGCCAGAGUUUGAAAUAUCUGGGACUUACAAAUCAAUUCUACAGAAGAGAAUUAUUGGAAGUAGACCACAUUCCACUGGAAGUCCAUCAAAUACACAUGCUGAUCCUUUUCUCCGAAGUAUGGCUUAUUGGAUUUUGGAGGAUUAUAGCCAUGCUCUUGAUACUCUUAUAAGCCAACCCAUUUUGGAUGAGGAAGAUGAAGGAGGUAUCUCAAACUGUAACCCUUCAGUCUUUAAUUUUUACAAUUAUCUAAGGACACAUCCUCUCUUGUUGAGACGUCAUUUUGGGUCCUCUGAGUUAACUUCCACAAAGAUUUGUGUAACAGGAGAAAAUGGACUGGCUGAUGAAAUCAAUUUGGGAGAAAGAAGAUUGUUCUUUACUACAGCAUAUGCACACCUAAAGGCUGGCUGUCCCAUGUUGGCUUUGGAAGUGCUAUCAAAGAUGCCUAAAGUAGUCAAGAGGUCAAAGACUUUAGGAAGAUCACCUAGUUUAAGGGAUACUAGCAAAGUCUGUUCACCUUCUUCUCCAAUACCAGUGGAAUUAAAAGAUGACAAAUCUAGCAGCAUUGACUGGUCACAACCAGUAGUAAAUGGUUUAGGAUCAUCUUCAGAUGCAUCAUCAGACAAAAAUUCAAACUCUGCUCUUUCAUUUGAUUGGAGUCAACCAACAAUGGUUUUUCAGGAUGAACCUUUGGAGCUGAAGUGGGACAGUGACAAAGAUGAAGAAAAUGAAGACUCUUGCCUUGUAAUGAAGCCAUUACAAAAAAUAGCGAGUGACAAACCAAAUGAAGUUAGUUCUAGCUAUACAGAAACCUACAGUUCAGGUGUUGAAAAUGAUGUUUUAACAUUAGCAGAAGACAUAAUUUCUGCACAGCUGAAAUUUAGGGCAUGUUUGAAGAUUCUUACAAUGGAGCUCCGUACACUAUCCACUGGCUAUGAAGUAGAUGGUGGAAAAUUAAGGUACCAGCUGUAUCAUUGGCUUGAAAGAGAAGUGGUAGCUCUUCAAAAAACUUGUGACUAUAGUGUUGAAGCAGAAGAUAUAGAGUCAGGAAUUAGCUCAGCAGUGGAUGAGGCCUCCUUAAAUGAAAUGACUGAAGAUCUGUUGGACACACGACAAAGAGAACACUUUCAAAGAAGGCAGUGGCUUAUAAAGUAUCAGUCACUUUUGCGAAUGUUUUUGAGUUAUUGUAUCCUCCAUGGAUCUCAUGGUGGAGGCUUGGCAUCUGUAAGGAUGGAACUGAUUUUGCUUCUGCAAGAAUCUCAACAGGAACUUUCAAAGCAGUUGCCUAUUAAUACUGUAUCUGAGCAGAGCUCAAUACCACUUCUCUUUGCCUGUACUGCAAGUGCCAAAACCGUGGUGGCCAAUCCAUUACUGCAUCUUAGUAAUCUAACACACGACAUACUACAUGCAAUAGUAAACCUUGAUUCACCACCCCAUCCAGAAAUACAAAAUAAUAAGAUACAUGUAAUGCAUACUUUAGCAGCAUCUCUGUCAGCUUGCAUAUACCAGUCUCUCUGUGGAGGUCAUAAUUGCAGUUCAUUACAAGCAAAUCAAUUUACUGGGACCAUUUAUCAGACAUUGCUGCUCUCGACCCGACAUUCGCUAAGAACAGCAAGCUCCGAUGAAACAGUAACACCCAAUACUGCACCAGCUCAGUGGCCAGGAGUAGUGGCUUUUAUACAAUUACUGAAUCAUGCCGGGGAAGAAGCUCAAUCUGGAAUCACAGUUUUGUUGUGUGAAAUUCUGACAGCAGUCUACCUUAGUCUCUUCAUCCAUGGCCUAGCAAUGCAUUCCAGCAAUGAGCUGUACAGAAUUGUGGCCCAUCCUCUUAAUGACAAAAUGUGGUUUGCUGUGUUUGGUGGAGGAGCGAAGAUUCCCAAGAAAGGACAAGUUCAACAAACACCAAAGAUGGGUAGGCACUUCCCUAUGCCUAGCCCGCACCAGGUAGUAGUAUUCUCCAUGGAAUGUGUGGGGUUUACCAAAUCUCUAACAGCCAUCAGUACUCAUAGUCCUACCAAACCUGCAGCCUCUUCUCCUGUAGAUGAUUCUGAGAAGCAACAUAAACGAUUUAGACUGUCAUCAAAAUCAUCUCCAAAAGAGAAUUUGCAGACUACUUCACCCUCAAUAGAGCAAGACUCUUCAAAUUACAAGGAGAAAUUUAUUCCUCCUGAACUUAGUAUCUGGGACUACUUCAUAGCAAAGCCAUUUCUUCCAUCAUCACAAACUAGAUUUGAAUAUGAUUCAGAAGAAAGUCAGGAAAGCAGUGAUGAAGAAGACGAUGGAGCUUUCUCAUCAGACCUGAAGCUGCAGGAGCAUUCAAAUUCAAAUUCAUAUAGUUGGUUGCUGAUGCGGCUGGCUAUGGUUCAACUGGUUCUUCGUAACUUGAAGACAUUCUACCCUUUGGCUGGGCAUGAUCUCUCAGAGCUUCCAGUUAGCUCUCCACUGUGUCAUGCAGUUCUGAAGCUGCUUCAGCGCUGGGAACAAGUUCUUCUUAGACGACUUGAAAUGCAUGGUGGCCCACCAGACAAUUUCAUUUCUAUUCAUACUUCACAAGAUGUAUCUUCUUCAGGUCCUGCACUACUUCGUCACAAAGCCCUCUUAGAACCAACAAAUACCCCUUUCAGUUCUAAAAGUAAUAAUGCAUUGUCUGUGAAGAGACUUUGGCAGUAUCUCAUAAAACAAGAAAUGGUCCAAGAAACCUUCAUCAGAAACAUAUUUACAAAGAAGAGAUGCUUUAAUGAGUCAUUAGAAGACCAAAAUGAAAAUAUCAAAAGUACUUCAGUGGAAGAAUCUGGAACCAAUAAGAUAGAGACUGACAUGGGAUACCCUGGAAAUAAAGCAAGGAUUAUCCAUAAAGAGUCUGACAUUAUUACUGCAUUUGCUGUUAACAAGGCCAACAGGAAUUGCAUUGCAAUAGCUUCAAGUCAUGACAUUCAAGAACUAGAUGUUUCUGGGAUUCUAGCUACACAAAUCUACACUUGGGUUGAUGAAGAUUUAGAAGUGGAAGCUAAAGGAGCUGAUGACUUCUUAGUUAUACAUGCUCAUGAUGACUUGGGAAAUAUGCAGGGAACUACGCCCUAUACUCACAGCAAUCCUGGUACACCAAUCAACGUGCCCUGGCUUGGUGGUACACAGACUGGCAGAGGUGCCGCUGUGGAAUAUUCCAAUAAAUUUAAUGGAAUCAGAAAGGAAUUGACAAGAAAAGAGAUGAUCAAGAAGACUAUCAAUAAUGUCCGCAGAAUGGCUUCCCACCCAACAUUACCUUAUUACUUGACAGGUGCUCAGGAUGGCAGUGUAAGAAUGUUUGAGUGGGGACAUUCUCAGCAAAUAGCAUGUUUUCGGUCUGGUGGCAACUCCAGGAUUACAAGGAUGAGAUUCAAUUAUCAAGGCAAUAAGUUUGGAAUUGUUGAUGGAGAUGGAUAUAUAAGUCUGUAUCAGACAAAUUGGAAAAGCUGCCUACAAAAUGGGAGCACACCCAGACCGUACCUGACAUGGCAGUGCCAUAACAAAACAGCCAGUGAUUUUGUUUUCAUCAGUUCUUCAUCUUUGAUAGCCACAGCUGGUCAGUCCACUGAUAACAGAAAUAUUUGUCUGUGGGAUACUUUGGUUGCAUCUUCCAGUAGUUUAAUUCAUGCCUUUACUUGUCAUGAUACUGGAGCAACUGUCCUAGCAUAUGCCCCCAAACAUCAGUUACUAAUAUCAGGUGGCAGAAAAGGUUACACAUGUUUAAUAGAUCUUCACCAAAAGCAGCAACAGCGUUUUUUCCAGAGUCAUGAUUCUGCAGUUAAAGCAAUUGCUGUGGAUCCCACAGAAGAAUAUUUUGUUACGGGAUCUGCAGAAGGAAAUAUAAAGGUAUGGACUUUGCCUUCCUGCAAACUUCUUCAUACUUUCAUCAAUGAACAUUCUCGACAGUCUAUUUUUAGAAAUCUUGGAACCGGUGUCAUGCAAAUUGAAACAGGACCAGCAAACCAAAUAUUCUCUUGUGGAGCAGAUGGGACAGUAAAGAUGAGAAUUUUGCCUGAUCGAUACAACUCAUUGAGCGAAGUGUCAAAAACUGGUGUCAAACUCAUGCUUUAAAGCAGUGUUAAUACUGGAAAAUAUUUUACAAAUAGCUAACAAGUGUAAAGUAUGUUGAUGAUUGUACAGAUAGUACCACAGUAACAUUUUCUGAUGUUUAUAUUUAUUUCUUGGAGCUUUAGUCCUUGAUGCACUGAUGCCUUAAAGAUUAAUAAGUUCCUUCUGAUUUUGCUUAAAAACAAUCUGAGAUGAUUCAGUAAAUAUUUAUAAUAUGUAUGUUGCUGAAGUGUUCUGUGUUUUUAAUUUUGGUAGUGCCUCAUCCCAUGUAGGUGAGCAUGGUCUUUCUCAUUUGUACUCUAAAGACCAUUCCAUAAGGAAGCCUUAUGCUGUCACCUUGCUUAGCCUAAUAAACAGAACUGUCUGUUGCCAAAUUCCUAGCUAGCUAUGAAUAUGGAUUGUACUUGUGUAAAAUAUGCAAAAUCACCAUAAGCAGAUACCUAGACUGUACUGGCACUUUCAGUAGGAAAGCAUUCUAAUAGUGAACUACCAUUAAUAAUCGACUCCUGGGAUCUAAGUUGAUCAUUGUUGCAGUUUGAACCCUUCCUACAGUGUGAAGAACUGAAGGAAAAACUGUUUUGGAACUUUCCAUGUUCGAAUAACUGCUAUCAGGAUGGCAGUCUUGUCCUUAAACCAAGAGAUAUACAGAAUAUAUAUAUUUUUAUCAGAGUCCUGUUUAAAAAUAUGCAAAUAUGUGUGAAUAUCUCCCUCAUAAAACUGUUUUAAGAAUGAUACUAAAAUUUAAUACAUGAAGCUUUAGUGCUGAUGAAUGAAGUAUAGGAAUGUGUUAUAUAGGAUAUUGAAUGAGAAUCUUUCAUUUACAAAAUUCUGUAUGUUUAAAGUAUCAGUAAUUUAAGAGAAAGUAGACAAAUAAUGCUAUUUACUCUUUCUGGUGAAGUUGUUUUCAUUUAGCCCAAAGAUGCUGACUUUUCCAGCACCUAGAACAUAGCAUUUAGCUUUGUAAUAAUCUUUCUGAGGCAAACAAAAAUGUUGCAAAAGAAAAUUACUAUUCUAAUGUACAAAAUAUAGUAUAGAUUUGUAACUUUAAAAAGCAAAACUAUCUUGAAGUAAGAGGUUGAAGUUUCUUUUUGCCAAAAUGUAAAAAAUAGUAUACAGUAACUGUUUUGACCAAAAUAUAAAAAUGCACAAAGCCUUCAGCAUUUUCUAUGUGCUAAAAAAACCAUGUAACCUAUCUGUUUUGAGUUACUCUUUUACUUUAGACGUGUAGAAUGCUUGAAGUAAAUGUAAAAUUAGGUAAGAGACUGGUUAUUCAAAUGCAAGUCACACAAUUUUUGCUAAAAUAUUUUGUGAAAAAAACAGUAUCAGUACAAUUUUAUGUAAAACAAAUUUGUCUGGGAAUGAAUGCUGUAAAUAAAACAAAAAUGAAGGGCUUGUAUACGUAAUUUUGUAAUAUUCUCAGGAGAUUUAAAUAACAUUUUGUAAGUUUUAUACAAUGUAAUUUUAGCAGAUCUAUGUGCAAACACUAGUUAGAAGAGUGUUCUUUUUAAGAACUUAACCUGGAUUUAAGUUUGUGCAAUAACAUAUGUUAAUAUUGUAGAGAAGAAAUGCAGAGCAAUCUUUUAAAGAGCUAUAGCAGUUAAGUGGAUUUGUAUGUUCCUCUGCAUUGUGUGUAAAUUAAUUGAUAUUAUAUUGAUCUUAGCCAAAAGGCUAAAGGUGCAAUACUUUGCAUGUAUAAACUGAAAAAAAUCCCUAGGAAAUGCUAGAGGUCGUAUGAUUUUUUUCUGUCUAAAUGUGCACAGGUUUGUGUGCUAAAUCUUCUAAAUCACAGUGAUAGUGGCACAGCUACUCACUGUAAGCUAUUCGACGUUUAAAUUUAUUCUUAGUCAUAUGUCUGGAAGGCAUAUGUUUAAUAACCUAAUCCUGAGUCAUGUUAACAUCAGUAAAUAUGUGCUUUGAGUGGCAUGUGACCAUUGUGGGGCCAGUACUAAGUCAUCAGCAGUGAUGAUGUACUAAGGUUGUGGGAAAAUUAACACUGAAAAACAAACAGUCUGCACAAGUGUUUAGGAGUGGAUUGUGAGUCUUAGUGCUAUGAUCAUUUUUAAAAAAUGUACAUGUUUUAAAUCUUUUUUAAGUACUGUUGCCCUUCACAUUUAAAUUCAAAAGACCACUGUGGAAAGAUGCACUCCAGGACUUAGUGAUCAAAUCCUAUUUUUUCAGUUGCUGAUUUUUAUAUUUUAUUUGCAAAACAGCCAACUGUAUUAAAUAUUACAGUUUCGAUUACUUGCAAUUCAGUCACUUUUACUUUGAUAAGAUGGAAUUAAGAUGGAAAUUUAUAUUUUGAGAAGUAAUAUCUUUAUUAAUCCUUUUCUCAUUCGCACUUUAAGUUUGUCAAGAUUCCAAUAUUGUGUAUUUUGAUUUUCUACUCAAAAUAUGGGUGAGUGUUUUCAUGAAGAAUGCUCUUAAGGUAAUAACUAAAAUCUUGUAAUAUUGUCAUGUACCUACACACCCAUGCAUAAAUAAACGAUCAUGCAGAGAUUCA